Molecule: messenger RNA, 1799 nt
Organism: Caenorhabditis elegans
Lineage: Eukaryota; Metazoa; Nematoda; Chromadorea; Rhabditida; Rhabditidae
Gene: jmjd-5
Product: JmjC domain-containing protein 5
Biological process (GO): chromatin remodeling
Cellular component (GO): nucleus
Molecular function (GO): acyltransferase activity, transferring groups other than amino-acyl groups; transferase activity; metal ion binding
Source: RefSeq, marked reviewed
AUGGAAUAUAAACGAUUAAAAAUUGACGAGUGUCGCGACGGAGUUUUCAACAUUCGUCGAAAAGUAUUUAUCGAAGAGCAAAACUGUCCGGAGAGCAUGGAAUGGGAUGAGAAUGAAGAACAGAGUUCUAUUUACUUUGUAGCGUUCAAAGGAGAUCUCGCUGUCGGAUGUGUUCGCCUUCGAAAUAUCGAAAAAGAUUUGCUCAAACUGGAAAGAGUUGCUGUUCUGAAAGAAUUCCGAAGACGACGAAUCGCGUCCGAUCUCAUCCGAGAGGCGUUGAUCUAUGCACAAAGUGAAAGUCCGAAUUCUCCAGUUUAUGCCUAUGCUCAAGUAUCAGCUCUGCAAGCAUAUGUUAAUUUAGGAUUCACGGUACUCUCAAAAGUAUGGAUAGAAGAUGGAACAUUUAUUCCACAUCAAACAAUCUUCUGGGGAACUCCGAUUUCAAUUGAUACUUUCCUCAAGAACCAAUCGGAAAAGGCUGAUCCAUCCUAUGAAGAUUACGACGCUCGUAGUCCAGCAAUGCUACCAAAAAUUGAAGCGUUCAAGCAGAGAUUAGAGGAUCUAGAUACAUGGAACUUCGGAAUUUUGCAAAUUCAUCUCGAUGACCAAGUCGUUUCAAAACUAAUCAGAAAUUUAUUCUCACGUUUUAGUACGAAUGUCGAUCACUUUUUAAAUGGAAACACAGAAUUCUCAAAAGAAAUAGUCGACCAGUCUGAGUUUCUACUAAAAUUGGCAGAUACAAAACUGAACACAGGACAUUUCAAUGAAGUUGAUGAGAAUUGGAGAAAAUUGUAUUCUUUGAUAUGUUUCUGUCAGAGUUUCAUGAUGUUUAAACAGAACAAGUAUGAGAUUGCGAUCAAAAUUGCCGAUAAAGGGCUGUGUAUGGGUAGAAUAGACGAAGAUCUUGUUCCAAUUCGACAACUAGCAUGGUUAAUUCAUGAAAAUUUACCUGGUGUGUCAUCUGAUGAUUGGAUUCAUUCGAGUUUUCAGUUCAAUACAACUAAUACAUAUCCUGCCUUAAUUCCACUUUCAAAUUCCAAAUCUAUCGAUGAAUGUGAUGAAGAUGAUGAAAAUAGUUUUGAAAAAUUAAUUUCUGCCGUUCAAAAUAAUACACCACUGAUUGUUCGGAGACAUUCUUCCAAUAUGCCUGCCAUCGAAAAAUGGUCAUUUCCAUUUUUACUUCAAGAACUUCACAGUCGAACAUUUCCUGUGGAAAUUGGAACCAAAUAUUCAGAUGAAAAUUGGUCACAAAAGUUGAUGACGUUCAAGGAAUUUAUUAGAAACUCUGAAAAUGAACGGCUCUAUCUUGCACAACAUCGCCUUUUCGAUCAGGUUCCACACUUGAAACGUGACGUCAUAAUUCCAGAUGUUUGCUUCGGGGAAUCAAGUAAUCCUGAAAAUGUUGACAUGAAUAUGUGGAUUGGGCCACAGGAUACUGUAUCUCCACUCCAUACAGAUCCUAGAAAGAAUAUGUUUGUACAAGUUCAUGGUACAAAACUAUUUCGGAUGGUGGCUCCUGAAAGUUCAGAAUCAGUGUAUCCAUUUGAUGGAAUACUUUCAAAUACCAGUCAAGUCGAUGUCGAGAAUCCCGAUCUCAAAAUAUUCCCAAACUUUGAACAAGUGGAAGUCCUCGACGCCGUCAUAAAUCCUGGAGAUGCUAUAUUUAUUCCUGAAAAAUGGUGGCAUUUCGUACGCUCAACGUCUCCAUCUAUUUCAAUAUCAUUUUGGUUUGAUUAGCCAUAUGUUUCCAGACGACAAAGUUUACAAAAAUAAACUAUUUGGUCUUUAAUUUGUUUAAU